Messenger RNA from Paramecium sonneborni, 1517 nucleotides. The record is from the annotation of a GenBank genome assembly. Lineage: Eukaryota; Ciliophora; Oligohymenophorea; Peniculida; Parameciidae.
AGAAAAUGAGUGAAAUAAUUGAUUAAAGUAUUUUAUAGAGAUAUGAAAUUUUGACAAAAAUUGGAAAAGGAGCAUAUGGAAUAGUUUGGAAAGCUAAAGAUAAUAAAAGUCAAAAGAUAGUUGCCUUAAAAAAAGUUUUUGAUGCUUUCACUAAUCCUACAGAUGCACAAAGAACUUAUAGAGAAGUAAAUAUGAUUUGUAUAUAUUUUAAAGGUUUGUCUUUUAAAGUAGCUGAAUCAUCCAAAUAUAGUAAAAUUAAUAGAUACUUAUCCAGCUGAAAACUUAAAUGAUCUAUAUAUGGUUUUUGAAUACAUAGAGACUGAUCUUCAUGUAGCGAUUCGAGCUAAAAUAUUAUAGCCUCCUCAUCGAAGAUAUAUAAUAUAUUAAAUAUUGAAAGCAUUAAAAUAUAUUCAUUCAUCAGGAAUAAUCCAUAGGUAUGAAAUAAGAUUAUAAUAAAAUUUAGAGACUUAAAGCCAGCAAAUAUUUUAUUAAAUUCUGAAUGUUAGAUUAAAUUAGCAGAUUUUGGAUUAGCAAGAAUGUCAUAGACUUUAGAAGAUGAUAUUUUGACUGAUUAUGUAGCAACUAGAUGGUUUAGAGCUCCAGAAAUUUUAUUAAGAUCAAAAUCUUAUUCAACUGGAGUUGACAUGUGGGCUAUUGGAUGUAUGAUGUGUGAGAUGAUCUUGGGAAAAGCAAUAUUUUAAGGAACUUCAACUAUUAAUUAAAUUGAAAAAAUUAUAGAAGUUCUAGGAUUUCCAUCAUAAGAUGAUUUAUAUACUUUAGGAGGAUAAAAAUAAUUAUUCGAUAAAUUCUCAAAAAAUUAUUAGUCUAAUUUAUAAACUUACUUGAAUUGUAAUUUUGAUGAAUAUAAUUUAAUUUCAAAGUUAUUAAUGUAUGAUCCAAAUUCAAGAUUAAAUGCUAAUGAAGCUUUAAAACAUCCUUAUUUUAAAGAGUAUCAUAAUUUAGAUGAAGAAAUCAUUUUUAAAGGAUAAAUUCAACUUGAAUUAAAUGAUGAUAAGUUAUUUCCCAUUUAAUUAUAUAGAGAUUUAUUAUACAAAUAGAACACAACACAUAUGAAUAAAAUGUUAAAUUUAAUGAGAAAAUAAAAAAAGUUAUUGUAAAUUAUAGACAAAAAAUAGGUAGAAAAUAAUUAAAAAGUAUAAAGUUAAUAAUAAUAAUUUACCAGAAGUGCUUUUAUUUAAAAUAAAUCAACAUCAAAUUUGGAUAAAAGUACAAAUAAAACUGUUACAACUCCUUAUAAAAAUACCUAUCUAAAACAGCAAUAAAGUUUAAUUAGUUUAAAAUAAACUUACCUUUAAUAAAAGUUGAAACAAAUUUGUUUAUCAUCCUCUGAUCAAAUUGAGAAUAUUGUCUAAUCAAAAUCCCCUAAAUAAUAAAUUUUAUUACCAUAAAGAUAAUUAAAAAAAACAAACCUUAGACCAAUAUAGUUUAAUAAUUUAACUAGCACAUUACUUAGCCCAUAAUCAUAAAUUAAUUCGUUAACUUAGAUGAAAUUUUGA